Heterostelium album PN500 is the source of this 831-nucleotide messenger RNA. Its product is annotated as inorganic pyrophosphatase. Gene Ontology annotation, molecular function: inorganic diphosphate phosphatase activity; magnesium ion binding. Lineage: Eukaryota; Evosea; Eumycetozoa; Acytosteliales; Acytosteliaceae. The transcript has 3 exons. The coding region runs from base 1 to 831 and encodes 276 amino acids. Gene Ontology annotation, biological process: phosphate-containing compound metabolic process. The record is from RefSeq and is a predicted model, not a curated record. Gene Ontology annotation, cellular component: cytoplasm.
AUGUUUAUCAGAAGAUCAUCUAUCAAAUUAUUUAAUAGUAGUUUAAUAUCACAAUCAAUCAGAUUAGAUUUGAACAAACAUGUCAGAUUCUACUCUUCGAAAUUAAAUAUUACAUUUAAAGAGGUUGGUGCAGAAGGUACAUUUGAUUAUCGUGUAAAGUACUUCAAAGAGGAUAGUGGUGAUCAAAUAUCGCCAUGGCAUGAAAUACCAUUGGUUAAUAAAUCCAGCAGUACUGAGAACACCAUCGUCUAUAACUACAUCAAUGAGAUGCCAAAGAAUUCAAAUGCAAAGAUGGAGGUUAAUACAAAAGAGCUUUACAACCCAAUCAAGCAAGAUAUUAAGAAAGGCCAACUCAGAUAUAUAAAGCACGGUAAUUUGCUAUUCAAUUAUGGAUGCCUACCACAGACUUGGGAGAAUCCAAAGUUAGCCGAUCAUCUCACUGGUUUGAUGGGUGACAACGAUCCGGUUGAUGUCGUUGAGGUCGGAUCAAGAGUUAUUGCACGUGGUCAAGUGAAGCAAGUGAAAGUACUGGGUGCAUUAGCACUUAUUGAUGAAGGUGAAACCGAUUGGAAAGUUUUGGCAAUCGAUAUUGAAGAUCCAAAUGCAAACAAAAUCAAUACUUUGGAAGAUCUUGAAAAGUUACAACCUGGUACAGUUGAAAAAGUUAGACAUUGGUACAAGGUAUACAAAGUUGCCGAAGGUAAAGGUGAGAAUGAAUAUGCAUUGAACGGUCAACCAAUCGACAUCAAACAAACACAAUCUGUAAUUUCAGAGACACAUCAUUAUUGGAAAGACCUAAUUGGAGAAAAUUAUAAAUUCAAAUUGGAAUAA